Cyclocybe aegerita is the source of this 957-nucleotide messenger RNA. Lineage: Eukaryota; Fungi; Basidiomycota; Agaricomycetes; Agaricales; Hemipholiotaceae. The record is from the annotation of a GenBank genome assembly.
AUGACACUUGGCAAUCCUCACAAUUCACCAACAUUGUUUAUGAGCAUCAAAGCUCAUCCAGCGCCCACCAUGGCAGACAACGGAUCCCACACCCUGAGCAUUGAGGAGGAUAGCCCUUACGGCUAUGUUCCAACUCGAUACGUCACCAUCCUUUUCCUGGCGCUCUUCGGUGUAUCCACUGCCCUUCACUUUGUCCAAACUAUUCGCUACCGCAUGUGGUGGUUGUUCCCGACGGUUGGUUUGUGCUGUAUCUUGGAGUUGCUGGGAUGGGCCGGGCGCCUGUGGUCCACCUUCUCUCCAACGAACGAAGAGGCCUUUCAAAUACAAAUUAUCGGCACAAUCCUAGGCCCAACUCCCCUCCUCGCCGCUACGUUCGUCAUCUCGGAAAGAAUCAUUGAACGGCUCGGUACAUCGUACAGCAGGCUCACCCCCAAGUGGUAUACCAUCCUGUUUAUCUCUUGUGAUGUGACCUCUCUUGUCAUCCAAGGCGUUGGUGGCGGGAUAGCCGCCUCUGCUGCAACCCCUGACGGCGCCCACACAGGAGCAAGAAUCAUGCUCGGCGGUAUCAUUUUGCAACUCAUUGUCAUCGUCGUCUAUUCCAUCUGUGCUGUUGAAUUCAUGACUCGCUACUUCCUUCGCAAACCCGUUCCAUCCCGCCUGCCCGAGGGCAACAGCAGUUCCGCGUCUUCCCAAGUCACGCUUUCCCAUGGCAUCCUGACCAAACGCCUCAAUUUGAUGUGCAUUGCAUUGGGUUUCAGCACGGUCGUACUCUUCAUCCGCGCAAUCUACCGUACUAUCGAGCUGGCUGAUGGAUGGAACGGCCGCAUCAUCGAAACGGAGGUGUACUUCAAUGUCUUGGACGGCGCCAUGGUUGUACUUGCCAUCUACGUCCUCAAUAUCGCUCAUCCUGGCGUACUCCUGGCGGCGCCCGCGGUCGAGGAAAAAUACGGCGCUUAA